Molecule: messenger RNA, 763 nt
Organism: Pseudogymnoascus verrucosus
Lineage: Eukaryota; Fungi; Ascomycota; Leotiomycetes; Thelebolales; Thelebolaceae
Exons: 2
Coding region: 113-763 (216 amino acids)
Source: RefSeq, a predicted model, not a curated record
GAUACAACGAUAAGGAAAUAUUUCCAUACUCGAGUAUUUCCACCACCAGAUCAGCCAUAGACUCAGCACAACUAUACUACCACGAGCUACUGUAGUGUAUAUCUCACACACCAUGGCUCCCAAACGAGACAGAGAAGAUGACGCCCAAGUCCCACACGUCAAGAAGGUCCGCGGCGGCUUCAAAGUUGGUCCAGACAACCUCCCCGAUGGCACAUGGCGCAGGAAAGUCAUCAAAAUAAAAAAAGACCUCAUCCACAACGCCAAAGUCAAGAAAUCCUACGCAAAAGUCAAAGCCCGCACCUCCCCCCCUCCCGUCCCCGCAGCCCCCGACGCAUCAACAAUCGUCAUCCAAGCCCCCGAGGAGCCAGUCGCCCCUACCCCCGCCGCUGAGGAACCAAAGCAAGAGCAGGACCAGGAACUCCACCCCUCCCGCCAGGCAAUGCUAGAUGCCCCCGACGCACCCCCCGCCGCGGCAUCCGUACCGCGCUUCUCGGGCCCCAAGAUAGACGGAAAGUCGCGCGGUGCGAAGAGGCCGGGGUAUUUUGAUAAGGCGAAGGCGGAAGCUGAUGCGAAGAAGAAGGAGGCGGAGGAGAGGAGGGCGGAGUUUGAGAGGAGGGAUAGGGAACGCAAAGGGAAGGUGGAGGAGAGGGAGAGGCAUAGACGGGCGAUGGCGAAGGCGAGGACGGGGGGGAGGAAUGGGCAGAGGAAGUUGGGGAGGGAGAGUGUGGUGCUUUUGGAUAAGGUUAGGAGGAUGGUUGGGUAG